Thecamonas trahens ATCC 50062 is the source of this 2085-nucleotide messenger RNA. RefSeq lists its product as uncharacterized. The record is from RefSeq and is a predicted model, not a curated record. Lineage: Eukaryota; Apusomonadida; Apusomonadidae. The transcript has a single exon. The coding region runs from base 1 to 2085 and encodes 694 amino acids.
AUGACGCCCACCAAUCCCAAGCAAAAGCCCGUGCCGGCACCUGUGGCCGACGCAGGCGGCAUGCUCGCGGCCUCGCUCCGCAUGCUCAUCUCGCUGGUCUUCAACGCGCAGCUUCUUCCGCUGCUGGCCUUUCUCACCACGGGCGCUCUCUCGCUGCUGCUGCAUCUGUUCUUUGCCCAUGUUGUGCCUGCGGUUGCCGGUGCUUCGCUCGCCGCCCUUGUCGCCGCCCUUGUCCUCCUCGCCUCCGCCGUUGUCCUCGCCGCUCUCGUCCUCCGAUCAUUUGCCUACCUCGCCACUGACCCGUUCUCGUCUCGCGAGCAUGAGAUUGUCCUGCGCAAGGUUCUCCGGCUCGGCGUCGGGAACGUGACUACUCUCGCGGUGGCCAUGCUUGCCAUCUCAGCCGGGAUCUGUCUUCACAUCGCUCCUGACGCCGGCGCGCCGGCUGCCUCGCACGGCCCUCUGGAUCUGCUGCUGGUGCUGGCGGGCCCAGUCGUUGUCUGCGCAUGUGUCCAGGUGGUGGCCGCAGUUGUCGGUGCGCUCUGGGUUGAUCUCUGGGCCAUGCUCUCGGUCCAUCGUAAGACCGCAUCGCCGGCGCUGGCUGACGCCUGGACAAGGCUCCUCCUCGCCGCCAAGGUUGCCGGCCUUGCCGCUGCUGCGGCGCUCUCCCUUCGCGGCAUCCCUGGCAUUCCGCCACAUACAUCGCCGGGCGAGAUUGCUAUCGUUCUAAUCUUUGGCCAGGUUCUCUGCUUUGCUGGCCUCUGGGUUGCGCUCGAGCUGGCCAGCCUUGUCCGACUUGUGUGGCGUCUGGCCGGGUCGGCCUCGUUCUGGGUUGGAGCAGCCAGUGUGAUGGGUGGCGCUCUCGCCGCAGGUCACGUGCUCGGUGGUGCGUAUGCCGCCUGCCUCACCAUCAUCCCCACCGCCGCCCUGCUCGAGUUUGUCUACCUUCGGCGCGUGGUGGGGCGGACCCAAGUUCGGCCGUCGUCGGCCGUUCGCACCGUCACCAUGCUCAUCCGGUCGGUGGUUGGCACGGUCCUGGUCAUUGCUCUCUCACUCCUGGUCUACACUGCAUAUCAGGGCUGGACAUCGCCAGUCAUCGACGACGUCUUUACCGUCGACAACACUGUGGCUGGCGUCAGACUCACCCACGAGGGCUACGGUCACCCGCAGUCGGUGACAACGCUUGGCUGGAGCGAAUCAACACCGGCCUGGCGGCGCUCAGCCGACUCGCACUCGAUCUGCUCGCUCGCUUGGCGAGGCCUCAACCUAUUCGACAUCGGCUUCCUCGCGCAGCUGGCGUACGUCAACGGCGGGACGCCAUACUGGGAAGCUAUGACUGCCGCGUUCUUUGAUGGCACCAAGGGCAACGGCGGCGACAACGACUGGAUCGUGACGCCGCCGGUCACGGCAACUGGUGCCGCAGGCGUUGCCCUCUUUGCCGAGUUCUACUCGCCUACUCGCAACAUAUCGGUUGUUGCCAUUCGUGGGACGAACCCGUCGAAUCUGUGGGAUGUCGUUCAGGACCUCGCCAUCUGGUAUCCGGCGGCGCUGCUUCAGACCGCCGUCGCGUUGCCGACCACGCUAUCGCUCUGGCCGACCGACGUCCUUGCAUCUGUUGUCGGCGUCCUCGGUUCGCUCGAGUCAUGGCUCGAUCCGGAGCGUGACGCGCGCUUCUACCACGCCCCGAUCCUCGCACACCUUCACGCUCGCGCCGCCGAGCUCCCGCCCUCGACCACCUUUGUGGUUACCGGCCACUCACUCGGCGGCGGCCUCGCCAAAAUCGUCGGCGCGCUCGGCAACGUCACCGCCGUCGCGCUCUCUGGUCCGGGCCUUUCUCUCACCCGCCACCGAUUCGGCCUCAGCCUCGACGCGCUGCAGGACACCAGCAUCACAGUCAUGCCAACCGGCGACCUGGUUCCGCGCUUCGACAUCCAGGCCGGUCUUAUCUACCAGCUCACCUGCCCGCACACCUCGCCGCUCCUCUGCCACGACCCCAUGGUCUCCAUGUGCCACAUCUUUGCCCGCUGCGGCUCAUCGGCCUGGCCUGCGCUUGCCUCGUGCAACUUUGCGCCCUGGACUGUAGAGUAG